Echinops telfairi (small Madagascar hedgehog) is the source of this 285-nucleotide messenger RNA. RefSeq names its product high mobility group box 1 (gene HMGB1). Gene Ontology annotation, biological process: regulation of transcription by RNA polymerase II. The record is from RefSeq and is a predicted model, not a curated record. The transcript has 2 exons. NCBI's taxonomy places the organism in Eukaryota, Metazoa, Chordata, Mammalia, Afrosoricida, Tenrecidae. The annotation marks the transcript as partial. Gene Ontology annotation, molecular function: DNA binding, bending.
UCGGCCUUUUUCUUGUUCUGCUCUGAGUAUCGCCCCAAAAUCAAAGGCGAGCACCCUGGCCUGUCCAUCGGGGACGUUGCGAAGAAGUUGGGAGAGAUGUGGAAUAACACUGCGGCCGAUGACAAGCAGCCUUACGAGAAGAAGGCCGCCAAGCUGAAGGAGAAAUAUGAAAAGGAUAUCGCCGCGUACCGGGCUAAAGGGAAGCCCGAUGCUGCCAAAAAGGGAGUCGUCAAGGCCGAGAAAAGCAAGAAAAAGAAGGAGGAAGAGGAGGACGAAGAUGACGAG